Messenger RNA from Alnus glutinosa, 710 nucleotides. Its product is annotated as large ribosomal subunit protein eL30. Lineage: Eukaryota; Viridiplantae; Streptophyta; Magnoliopsida; Fagales; Betulaceae. Gene Ontology annotation, cellular component: cytosolic large ribosomal subunit. The record is from RefSeq and is a predicted model, not a curated record. Gene Ontology annotation, molecular function: RNA binding; structural constituent of ribosome. The coding region runs from base 119 to 457 and encodes 112 amino acids. The transcript has 5 exons.
AAACAUUUCUCAGACAUUCCAUAAACCCUAUAUCAACAAUCGCCGCAGACAGAACUGCGUCUUCUUUCUUCACCGACGCCACUCCAUUAUUCAUCGCGUUUGAGCACCAGCAGCGAAAAUGGUUGCGGCGAAGAAGACGAAGAAGACCCACGAGAGCAUAAACAACAGGCUCGCCCUUGUCAUGAAGAGCGGCAAGUUCACUCUAGGUUUCAAGACCGUCCUCCGAUCUCUCCGCAGCUCAAAAGGGAAGCUGAUAAUAAUCUCCAACAAUUGCCCCCCACUGCGCAAGUCCGAGAUUGAGUACUACGCAAUGCUUGCCAAGAUUGGAGUUCACCAUUAUAACGGAAACAAUGUUGAUCUGGGGACAGCAUGUGGAAAGUAUUUUCGUGUGUCCUGCCUUAGCAUUGUUGAUCCAGGUGAUUCAGAUAUUAUCAAGUCACUCCCUGGUGAUCAUUGAGAGAUGCUUUUUGGUUAAUGGUUAUAAUGCCCUCAAUUCCUUAAACCAGUAUAACUGUCUUUUAAGACCUCCGGUAGGGUUUCCCAAUUUCUGCUGUUACUAGAAUACAACGCUGCAACCUUCCAUUAGCAGAAGUAGUUUUAUGUUAAGGAGCUUGUGGAGACCCUGAUUUUUUUUUACUUGCCCGAAGUUGUUUCUUGAACUAGGUGUGAUGCAUGUUUAAUGAAAAUGAUUCUUAGAGUGUGUUUGGUCC